UGAGCUUCCACAGGCGUUGGACGUUGAGUUGUGUACUUGAAGUGAUCUUUACAAUUUUGCGUAGGUCAAGUCAUCCUGGUCCUGAACCGGUCUAUAAGGAUCGGAACAAAAUGAACUGGGUCGUAGCCUCAUUCAGCCUUGUGAUCGUCUGCUUGGCUUCAAGUAGUAGCGGUGCGCAGAUCACCGUUGUGGCUCCUCCUGGCUUAGUCCAAGCCGAAGAACGCGUCAAGGAGCUCGUGGUACUCUUCUCUGACAUAAAAAGCAGCAUGCGGCCUCGCCAUUGCGCCGACCAACUGCAGGUGGGUCAAACGACAAGUGGCCUCUACAACAUAUUUGUCGGGAGAGAAGACGGCCAAGGAAAAGUCGUGUACUGCGACAUGGUCACAGACGGAGGAGGCUGGACGGUAAUCCAGAGACGAGGACAGUUUGGUAACAGCGUGUACUACUUUUACCGAAACUGGACCGAGUACGCCAACGGAUUUGGAGACCCUGCUAAAGAAUAUUGGUUCGGCAACAGAGCACUGCACGCCUUGACGUCGAAUGGAGAAAACAUGGAGCUGCGAGUUAUUCUGACAAACCACACAGGGGAAAGCGUUUCUAUUGACUACGAGAUCUUCAAAGUUGCCUCAGAGAAAAAACGUUUCAAGUUGCGCCUAGGCGCGUACCUGGGACCUCGUGGCUGGGACUCUCUCUACAACUGCAACGGCAGUGAGUUUUCCACUUUCGACCAGGACCACGACAGCGCUGAAGUCAACUGCGCGAAGACGUACCGCGGUGGCUGGUGGUACAACAACUGCCACUCGGCAAACCUGAACGGCCUGAACCUGAACGGUCCGCACGACAGCUACGCCGACGGCAUCGACUGGAGCAUCCGGAAUGGCACUGGUUUCCUGUACCACUACUCGUAUCCCAGUGUGACGAUCAUGGCGAGACCCGCGACACUGUAUACAAAUCGUGAAAGCGGCUACCUGUGAGGGAAUUCAGUUGCGUGAAAAAAAUCAUUACCGAAAGAAAAUUAUAUACGCUGGGGCGUAA
Rhipicephalus microplus (southern cattle tick) is the source of this 1035-nucleotide messenger RNA. Its product is annotated as techylectin-5A. Lineage: Eukaryota; Metazoa; Arthropoda; Arachnida; Ixodida; Ixodidae. The record is from RefSeq and is a predicted model, not a curated record.